Paramecium primaurelia is the source of this 1762-nucleotide messenger RNA. The record is from the annotation of a GenBank genome assembly. Lineage: Eukaryota; Ciliophora; Oligohymenophorea; Peniculida; Parameciidae.
AUGUCUAAUUUUUGGAAAGAAAUACAGAACUAUUCAGGAUGCACAGAUUUUGAAUAAUUACAAUAAUAUCUCAAUAUCAUCUACAAAGUAAAUAUAAUAAAAAAAAUUUAGUUUGAAAUUUAAUUAGAAGACUUUUAAACUGUACAUCCAGUAUAUUUAUCAAAAUUAUUACAUUUACAUCAAUUAGCCAUAUAAUAUUAUGAACAUUCUACUGAAGAAUUGAUAGAGUAUGAUAAAUAUAUUGCAAAAUCAACAAUAGAUAUUUCAGAACAAGUAAUCAUUUAAUCAUAUUCUCAGAUUGAAAAUAUAGAAAAAAGACUAAUACAAAGUAAAGUAAAUAUUAAAGCAGCCAAAAAAAAAUUAGGAUUAGAAUUAAAUCAAAAAGAUAAAUUCAUGCAAAAAAUAACAAAUACUUAAUUAAUAUAAUGUCUAUAUUGUGAUAAAGUAGUAACAACAGAUUCAUAAUUUGAUUUACAUAUGUAAUAAUAUCAUAAAAGAGAAUUUAACUAAAAAGAAGUUAAUAUCAUCAAUUAAGCUAUGUAGAAUCAAUUAUUAACAUAGCAAUUAAGUAAUAAAAUUAUCUAAUAAAAUCAACAAAAUUAUUUAGCUUUAAAUUAUUAACUUCUAUAAUUUACUAAAGAAUAAUUAUCAAGAGAAACAACAGACUUUAUUUAAAAUACUUUAGAAGUUAAUUAAAAAAUAAAAAAUAUUGAUUAAACUUAUACUAAUAAAAUUAAAAAUUUAGAAGAAGAAAUUGAAAAUAAAUUAAAAUUAAUAUAACUUAAUACAGAAAAAGAAGAAUAAAUUAGAGAAUAAUAAGUAAAAGAAAAAGUUGCAUCAUUGGAAGAACAUAUUAAAUAAGAAUUUGAAAAAUCAAGAUCUGUAUUUAUGAAAUAAAGAUCAUAAAAUAAAUUAAAGACAAAUACCUUUGUUUAAAGAUCUUAGGAAAGUGCAUUAAGUAAUUCAUAAUUACCUCAUUCUGCUGUUUUUCGAUCAUAAUCUGGUAUACAUAGAGGAUAAACUACUAUGAAUAUCUAAAGUCUUGCUAAUAUUGAAUAAGAUGAAUUAAUUGAAGAUGAUCAAUACAAAAAUCUUGAUUAAUUACAAAUAAAAAAACAAAUUAAAUAAACAUAAAAUUUAGAAUCUUCUUAAUAAGGUCAAAUUGAUUAAUCUUAAUAAUUAUCUGAAUCCUUAUAAGUAAGUUAAGGUCUAAUUAAACCUCCAACAGAUCCUUAAUUAUAAUAAUCAAAAUUCUCUAAGCCAAUUCAGAAAAAGAAUUCAGAAUCUGAAGAAGAUUAAUCAUUUAAUAGGAAUGUACAUCAUUAUAAUAAUGAUGAUAAUAUUGAUUAUAUGGCAUAAAAUCUAGAAACUUUUCGUAAUGCAAUAGAGACUUAAUAAAAUAUGUUAUUUGAAUUGUACUUAAUAUAUUUUAUUCAGAUUAUUAAAUCGAAGUAAAGGUUAAAGACCAACUUGCACAGAUCUCUAAAAAUAAUUUUAUAGAAAAAUUUUGGAGAAAAAUAUUGAAAAAGAUAUCAAAGGAAUAGAAUAAAAUGAUCUUAAAAUAUUGAAAAAAACAUAUGAUGAAUUAAAUAAGCAAUUAAAAGAUUAAUAAGCUGAUGUUGAAGAGAAAUUAUAAUUAUACUCUUUUAAUGAAGAAUCUCGUAGUCCAGAGGAAGUCGAUUCUAGAAGAGCUACAUAAUUUUUAAAUAUUAGGUCUAGAAGAAAUAGUGGGAAACAUUAAAGGAAUCCAUCUUAAAAAUGA